UUGGCUUAUUUUAAGCUCUGGUAUCUCUCAUUUCUGCAUCUGGGUUUCUUUUCUUUAUUCUCUUCUCUAUCUUAUAUUUAUAUACUACACAAACAGCAAAUAUUAAUCAUAACAAGAUUAAUAUUAGUGCAUCUUUUAUUCACAUUAGUGAACAGAGGGUAAUGUUAACCGAAAUAAUCAAACAGUUUUCACUCUUGCUUUAGUUUCAUAUUUUCUAUUGUUGGAAAUUUUUAUAUAAAUCUGUCUUCAACAUUGGAGAGAAAAUGAGAAGUCCUGGAUAUUUUGAUUGGAAAUCUGAAUGUGGGUCUUUUGGGCAAAAGAUGGGUUUUGGUUAUUUUUGUAUUUAUAUAAAGUCGUGUGCUUUACCAUUUCUGAUUGAUGGACAUUUGCCCCAGAAGAAAGAAAAGAAGAAAAAAGAAAAAAGAAAGAAAGAAAACUCGCCAUGUGCAGCGAAAGAGUAAAUAUUGCGUAGGUUUUUAUGAUUGUGUGGUUGGUGAAAAGUAGUAGGCAAUGGCAUCAACUUCUUGUGCCAAGCAGUGUCCAGCGCCUGCGAAACAACCAGUCAUGAAUUAUGUUCAAUAUCCAGCUCCUCAGGCAAGAUAUGAGGAUGUUGCAUCUGAUCCUAAGCUCUUCAUGUCCACUUUGGAAUCGCUCCAUGCUGCUAUGGGAACCAAGUUUAUGAUCCCCAUUAUAGGAGGAAGAGAACUCGAUUUGCAUCGGCUCUUUGUCGAGGUAACCUCUCGUGGUGGUCUUGAGAAGAUUAUUAGAGAGAGAAGAUGGAAAGAAGUAACUGCCAUUUUCAACUUUCCUUCCACUGCAACAAAUGCAUCUUUUGUGCUGCGCAAGUACUAUGGUUCCUUGCUUCACCACUAUGAACAGCUUUACUUUUUCAAAGCCCGGGGUUGGACUCCUGGCUCAUCUGUUCCCAUGCAGAGCCCAUUGGCAUCAAGGCUUCCAGCACAAGUAACUGUGCAGCCGUCACCCGAGUAUCAAGCGGCUACAGCCCAGCAACAAAGAACAAACACUGCAGAGCUGUAUGGAGCGAGGAUAGCAUCAUCAGGAAGUUCUCAAGUGAUAGGGGUGAUUGAUGGGAAAUUUGAGAGCGGAUAUCUUGUUACUGUGACUAUAGGGACCGAGAAGCUCAAAGGUGUUCUUUAUCAGGCACCACAGAACCAUCCAGGCCAAGAGCCACAGAGUUACAGUAUUCCUGCGAACAAUACUGGCGAUGCUCGUGCUGCAUCAGGUAUGCAACGUCGUCGGCGGCGCAGAAAGAAAAAUGAGAUAAAAAGGAGGGAUCCUGCUCAUCCAAAGCCCAACAGAAGUGGCUAUAAUUUCUUCUUUGCUGAGCAGCAUGCGCGCCUGAAGCCCCUUUACCCAGGGAAGGAUAGAGAGAUCAGCAGGAUGAUUGGUGAAUUAUGGAGCAAUGUAAACGAAACUGAAAAAGCAGUCUAUCAGGAGAAAGCAGUCAAAGAUAAAGAAAGAUACAGAAUUGAAAUGGAGGAUUACAGGGAAAGAUUGAGAACAGGGCGAGUGAUUAGUGAUGCAGUUCCAUUACAGCAAUGGCUGCCUGAACAUGAUUCAGAUAUGGUGGAUGCUGAUAUAAAGACCGAUGAAAUUGAAGGAGAGGACUCUCUUCAGACUCCAGAAAAUGAGAGUAGUUCUGGCAAAAGUGAUUCUGCAGAUGAAGAUGACACUGCAAAAGAAAGUUUGGAUAGGGCAGCAUCUCUAAAUAUUCACGCGGGUCAUAUGGAUAUAGACUCACCAGCUGAGGCGCCAGCCUCUAGUUUGGCUAAUAAGGAAGAGAAUAUUGGAGAUCAGGGGGCUGACAAGGUUGGGAAUAUAGGAGAGCAACACAAGGACGAUGCAAUAUUUGACACUGACAAAGAGAGAGUACCUGGAGAAGGACAAUGAAGUUAUUUUUCACCAAAAAGUAGGAUUUUCACUGUUUAUGUUCAUUAUAGGCAUUCCUAGAUUACGGCUUCAGGUACUUUUACCUUAUAUUUUUCCAUCAAUUCAUCUUCUACUUGCAUUUUAUUACUUUCCAUGCUGUGAAAAUUAGGUUAGUUGAUUUAGGGAGGUGCAGAAGUUUUGUUGGACUUCUGACAGUUUUGUAGUAAGGAGAAAUUUUGACGCAUUUGUUGAACAAAUAUUCUUGUUGCAUCUCAGCCUAUGCUUUCAAGUUUAAAUACAAAUUCUGAAUUCAUCUCCA
This is a messenger RNA of Ricinus communis (castor bean), 2209 nucleotides long. RefSeq names its product high mobility group B protein 15. Gene Ontology annotation, molecular function: DNA binding. Bases 511 to 1911 code for a protein of 466 amino acids. The transcript is spliced from 7 exons. The record is from RefSeq and is a predicted model, not a curated record. NCBI's taxonomy places the organism in Eukaryota, Viridiplantae, Streptophyta, Magnoliopsida, Malpighiales, Euphorbiaceae.